AUGUUUCCCCAUCGACUGUCAACAAAUGCAGGCCUACUUUUCCUUUGUCCUCCUCCCCCAACACCCUCUAUCGCUGUCUUCAUGCACAUGGCACAUUCCUAUGAUGUGUCAGCAGCCAUGUCUCUUUGCUUCUCUUCCACUCCAACUCUUUCACAGUCAUCUCAAGGCAUUUUCAAGAAAGUAGUCAUACUUGAAAUCCUCCUAUUACACUUUUCUCCCCACUUCUCUUGUCCCCCCCCCCCACUUCACCCUCUCUCUAUCAUUUCUUUUUCCUCAAGCCCUCUCUCUUUAUUUCUCUCAUUCAGUUCAAUAACACCCCAUUCUUCUUUCUUGUUUAUCUCUAGAGUGGCUGAAAAUGUAGAUGAGCAGGAGUCUUGGUUAGGCUGCCUUCUUGAUUUGCAGAACGAUUCCUACCACUUUGAAUAUGUAUGGCAAGUGACCAUGAAGCCCAAAGGUCUUGGAGGGACAAAGAAUAUGACUGGUCAAUUCCGUCUCUGCCUGACCAAUAGAGAGGUCAGUUUAGUACGGCUUAAUUCAGAAAUUCCUGAGGUCACAUUCCAGAUUGGUUAUAUUCGCCGUUGUGGUCAUCGUGAUUGUUUAUUUUUCAUGGAAGUUGGACGCUUGGCCCCGACAGGACAUGGAGAGCUAUGGAUGCAGGUGGAAGACCAAGCCACCGCCCGUAACAUGCAUGACUGUAUUCUUGGGGAAAUGAAAAAUCCAGCAAAUAAUGCAGAAUCUGGCAGUUUCCGCAGUCGUAGCUGUAGUAGCUCGGGGAAGUCGAUUGUUCCUCCACAGUGGACAAAUAAUGAACAUUCCUCAGAGAGUAUAUCAAUGUUCAACUCUGACCAAUACCCUUUCAACCGAUCUCGUACGGUCAGUGAAGGUCAGCAGCUCAGGUAA
This is a messenger RNA of Acanthosepion pharaonis, 900 nucleotides long. Lineage: Eukaryota; Metazoa; Mollusca; Cephalopoda; Sepiida; Sepiidae. The record is from the annotation of a GenBank genome assembly.